AUGCACGAUCAUCAAGAUGAAGUCAACAGACAAAGCAGUGUGACCAUCAAGACCCAGUCCAUGCUUGCGGACAUGCAAGGUGCUGGCUCGAAUGAGGACCGAUCUCCGGUCUCUGUCCAAAUAGAUCGACGGACCGCGAGCGAGGCGCAUCCGAAGAAGAAGCGAAAGCUUGUAUCUAUUGUCGACGCUCGAGACACACCUCAUAGGAAAUCAAAAGGAGGCGAUACAGACCCCACCAGUGCAGAUGACCCAGUAUCUCCGAAGCAUGACUACGAUGGCGAGCCGGAAAUGGACAGUAGUGGCGAAGCUGCACUGGAAGGCAGCAGUAUGGACCUGAGACCUUCCACAGCUGAAGAUAUGUCGAUUUCAAAUGCGGGCCCAACCAACCAGCCUAUGCCUGUCGCUGAAGCUGUUCGACACGGCUCAAACUUCAACCUGGACGACCAGUAUCAACCGCAACAGCAACACAGGCUCAAUGACCUCUCUUCCUUCCAUCCCAAUUAUAUGUUCAAUGCCAACGAGAUUAACGACGAGUACAACCUGUUCAACGACUUUCUUAGCACGAGUUUAUUUGACGAGACAGGCAUGUUCUCCACGGAAGAUAUGUCGGCAUUCAACGAUCCGUCCUUCAGGAACUCUAUGAACGUUUCUUUAACGGGGACCAAUGGUGAUCUAGUGGCCAGUGGGCAUGGGCAGCCAAAUCUGGCCAUACAAGGACCACUCAUAUCUCGCCCAGCUUCUACCAAGCCAGUUUCCGACAAAGCCAGGGAGAAGUACUAUAUGACUGCAGCCGAUCCCGCAGGUACUGAUCCUCCGGAAGAACGGAUGAACAAGCUCUUGAAAGCAAAAUACGACGCAGGUUUAUUAAAGCCUUUCAAUUAUGUCAGUGGUUAUGCUAGGCUAAACAAGUAUAUGGAGAAGAACAUGAAGCCAGCAUCUCGGCAUAAGAUCUUGAUGCAACUAGACCGGUUUCGGCCAAAAUUUCGAGAGCGCAUGCAGAGCUUGACCGAUAUCGAGCUUGUCCUGGUCGAGAUGUGGUUUGAGCGAAGCCUGAUGGAAUACGAUCGCGUCUUCGCCAGUAUGGCAAUACCGGCCUGCUGCUGGAGAAGAACAGGAGAAAUCUUCCGUGCUAACAGAGAAAUGGCUGAGCUUAUAAAUGUGCCUAUUGAAUCCCUUCGUGACGGUAAACUGGCAAUUCACGAUUUCAUUGUCGAGGACCAGCUUGUCAGCUACUGGGAGAAAUUUUGUGCCAUCUGCUUUGACCAGCAACAGAAAGCCAUGCUGACCAGCUGUACACUACGCAGUCUAAAGGCUGGCGCUGAUCACAACGAUAUUCAAUGCUGUUUCUCUUUUACCAUCAAGCGGGACAACCACAAUAUUCCUUCUCUGAUUGUGGGCAAUUUCUUGCCCGUAAAUCCUCCGAAAUCAUAG
Lithohypha guttulata is the source of this 1431-nucleotide messenger RNA. It is a transcript of the gene RDS2, whose product is annotated as Transcription factor. The coding region runs from base 1 to 1431 and encodes 476 amino acids. The transcript has 6 exons. Lineage: Eukaryota; Fungi; Ascomycota; Eurotiomycetes; Chaetothyriales; Trichomeriaceae. Gene Ontology annotation, cellular component: nucleus. Gene Ontology annotation, molecular function: RNA polymerase II transcription regulatory region sequence-specific DNA binding. The record is from RefSeq and is a predicted model, not a curated record.